GAGAACGAACUGCAGAUCCUGAAGGCAAAGCUGGCAGCAAAUGAAAAAGAGGUUCCUCCUUUCACCUUAAUAUUCUUUUAGUAUCCAUGCAUGUCUCUGUCCUUAAUGUCCAACUAGUGCAUCCUAGGUUUGUCAAAAGCUCCAUGAACUUCUUUGUCCUCCAGUUUGAUGAGGAGUUGACUGAAGUACAGCAGCAGCUUCGGGGUGAGCAGCAGAGGAGGGAGGAUGCUGAGAAGAAGCUGCAGAGGCUGGAGACCAAGAACGAGGAGUUUGAAGACAUGGUAGCUAAAGUGAAGCAGCAGCUUCAGGACGAGCAGCAGACGAGGCAGGAUGUUGAAACUCACCUUCAGAAGCUGAAAGAUGAGUUGGCGAAAAAGAUCAAGCUACAUCACUUUGAGCAACUAAAGACUGACACGAAAAAGAAGAAGCAGCAGUCUUAUCUCUCCUCCCAGAUGGAGGAUCUAUUAAAUGAGGUUGAGAACAUUCGUGAAGACAUGGAGAGGAAGGACAACGACCUGCAGAUGUUGAAGAAGGAACUGGAAACCAAGAACAAAGAGAUCAUCCAGCGAUCACCGGAAAGAACCUGGAGCCAGAUGUUUGACGAGCUAAAGGAGACUCAAGCUCGACUGGACAAGAAGGAUUCAGACAUCAGGAAGCUUCGGAAAGAAUUUGACGAGAAACUCAGUGAAGAGAAGAGGAGGAAUGAGAAAGAGCACGAGACCACCACGAAGGAGUCUGGAGAUAAACAAAAAGAAGUCCUGCAGCAGCUUAGGGAUGAGGAGCAGAGGAGGGAGGAUGCCGAGAACCACCUGCAGACCCUGAAGGAAGAGUUCAAUCGUCAGUUUGAGGCUCUCACAGAGAAGAACCAGUACUUGGAGAGACAGCUGACUGAGCUAAAGGACAGACACAAGAAGGAGUUGGAGGAGAAGCUCCAGGAUGAGCAGCAGAUAAGGAAGGAUGUCGACACGGAAGUGGAGAUCUUAAAGAGGGAGCUGGAGAACAAGAGGAACAAGCUAGUGGCAAGUGAAGCAGAUGAACAAGAAGCUGAGACAAAUGUGAAAGACUUCUCUGGAGAACAACCUCUGGUACCAGCAGAAGAAGAUGGAGCACAGACCGAAGUGUCGCUCUGAAUUUAGUCUCAGCCUUCAUUCACAUGAUCUGAUAAAAGCUGCUGCUUGUUAAAUGAGGUGGUCGACACGGAAGCUCACUCAUUUAUGUUUUACUCAUCUUACUGACAUCUGUACAUCUGUUUACAGUAAAUCAUCUAAAAUUGUUUGUAAUAUUAAAUAAAUGCUGGACAUUUUCUGAUUUUAACUUUGUGAAGCUGUGAAAAUAAAUAUCCCUUUUUGUGACUAAAAAUCUAAAUAAAUAUUUUCUGAUCUUUCAUGUUUCCAAAAAGUUCCUUAAUCCUACACUAAAUUGUCAGUUCAUUAGGUACACUUUUGAAAUCACUAUAAUAUAAGAGUCUUACUCUUAAUGUGGUUUUCUUUCUUUAGAGCCAGAAAAGCCAAAUAAAUAAAUAAAUAAAAAUACCCCAGAAAGACAACCCAAAACUUCAGAGACAGAGGGAGGGUAUUGGAGAGGAUUCAGACCAUCACGAAUUCCCUCCACAGACCUAGUGACUGCAGACAUCUCAACUACACCACACAGAUGGCUCCCCGGGACACUUUUUUUGUAGCUAGAAAUCUAGAGCAGCAGAAGACUCCUGGCAGUUUUAAGUACCUGAGGCCUGUUUGAUUCUGGUUCAAAACUACCAAGCAGAUCAGAAGACGCAGAAACAACAGGUUUAUACUGCAUGCUUCAAAAACUCAACAUCCAACAGAUUCCCACCACAUUUAAGUUUGACACCAAACAUCAUCAGCUCCCAUACCAAGAAUAUAUUCCGAUCCAGGACCGGAUCCUCAUCAAAGAAACAAAACGAAUAAGGCCUUUGAGACUAGAUCAUGAUAUCAGGAAAGAGGGGGUUAGUGUGGCACCCAAACAUGUAGGAAGGUAACAACUGAAACUCCACUACACACACAAAAUAAGUUCAAAACUGCUACUGCUGAAACCCUCCAACCCUGUCUCCUCGUAACAAAACAGAUUUCACAGGACAAAACACAAGUAAGAUGGCUACGACCCCCCACUCCUUAACACAGCUAAAAGCCCCAGAACACAAAAUGACCUGUUAUUAAAAAGAAAUAAAAACCUGCUUAAAA
Messenger RNA from Mugil cephalus (flathead mullet), 2198 nucleotides. Its product is annotated as RUN and FYVE domain-containing protein 2-like. Bases 87 to 1130 code for a protein of 347 amino acids. NCBI's taxonomy places the organism in Eukaryota, Metazoa, Chordata, Actinopteri, Mugiliformes, Mugilidae. The transcript has 10 exons. The record is from RefSeq and is a predicted model, not a curated record.